AUGGGGCACCAAUCAUAUGAGCGUCCUACCAAGAAGGCUGAAAUUCAUCUUAUGGAAGAAGAAUUUGAAGAAGUGGAGAGAGCACCAAUCUUUGAUGAAGAUGAAAGGGAACAUGAAGAGGAGUACUAUGAAGGUGACUGUGAUGCUGAGAGAAUUGCUCUAGAGGAAUUGCCAAAGGGUCUACCUCCACAAAGGGAUGUUCAACAUCGAAUUGACCUUGUUCCAGUUGCUGUACUCCAUAACUUGCCUCAUUAUAAGAUGCCUCCUAACAUGCUGAAUUACAAAGCCUCUUCGUACAGAAGGUUCAUUUGCAACUUUAACACCAUCAUUGCUCCAAUGAUGGAAGUGGUGAAGAAGGAGUUCCAUUGGACAGAAGAGGCUACAAGAAGUUUUGAGUUACUCAAGUCCAAGCUAGUUGAGGCUUUGGAUUUAAUCCUCCAUAACUUUUCCAAGCCUUUUCAAGUGGAAUGUGAUGCUUCAAAUGUUAGCAUUACAGCUGUGCUAAUGCAAGAGAAGAGGGCAAUGGUGUAUUUUAGUGAGAAACUCAAUGAUACAAAGCGAAAGUAUUCAACUUAUGACAAGGAGUUGUAA
Molecule: messenger RNA, 591 nt
Organism: Carya illinoinensis
Lineage: Eukaryota; Viridiplantae; Streptophyta; Magnoliopsida; Fagales; Juglandaceae
Exons: 3
Coding region: 1-591 (196 amino acids)
Source: RefSeq, a predicted model, not a curated record